Messenger RNA from Dimorphilus gyrociliatus, 706 nucleotides. Lineage: Eukaryota; Metazoa; Annelida; Polychaeta; Dinophilidae. The record is from the annotation of a GenBank genome assembly.
AUUAUUAGCUUGUGAUAAGCCAAAGGGAAGGUUAAAAACAAAGGCAUCCUAAAAAAUGGCAACGGUUGUCGAUAUAAAUAGCGAUGAAGGAAAGGUUCGAUUGCAAAAUGCUAAGAGUAAUAAGUCGUUUCACGAAUGGAUUCAAGUCGUUUUUUCAAAGCAAAAAUUUCACUCUGGUUGUGGAUUAAGAACUACUGCAAUCCUCUUAACAGCAGCCGAAUAUGCCAGAUCAAAUCCAACGCAAAAAUUUAUCCCGGAGUGUCAGCAGCCUUUCACUGAAAAAGGAUUGAUGGAUUCAGAGAAUUUUAAAGCAAUUAGUUCAUUUGAAAAAUUAGAUAAAGUUGGAACAACACUAGAUGAAGUCUGUCGUUUAAUGAAGUCCUAUAACUAUAAUAUUAAGAGUUUCAAAGCGUCAGAGACGUCUCUUAAAGAUUUUCGUGCCUUAUUAGCCGAGGUUUGCAAGAGCCAAAAUUCUCUUAUGGGUGUUAAUUAUUGCCUGAAAACCUUACAAUUUAAACUACCGUAUGGUCAUCACAGCCCAAUAGCCGCAUACGAUGACAAAACUGAUUCGGUAUUAAUUAUGGAUACUUGGCCUGAUCACGGGGAAUAUUGGGUUGACACAUCUUUGCUUUGGGAGUCAAUGGAUACGUUAGACAUUGAUAGUAAUGAACGUAGGGGUUUUUAUGUGCUAUACAAUGAUAUCUAA